This is a messenger RNA of Eublepharis macularius, 3091 nucleotides long. It is a transcript of the gene CPT2, whose product is annotated as carnitine palmitoyltransferase 2. Gene Ontology annotation, cellular component: mitochondrion. The transcript has 5 exons. NCBI's taxonomy places the organism in Eukaryota, Metazoa, Chordata, Lepidosauria, Squamata, Eublepharidae. Gene Ontology annotation, molecular function: carnitine O-palmitoyltransferase activity. The coding region runs from base 48 to 2033 and encodes 661 amino acids. Gene Ontology annotation, biological process: fatty acid beta-oxidation. The record is from RefSeq and is a predicted model, not a curated record.
CAGAGUGUUCCGGAGACCAAAGAGGGCUGCACCAAAGACCCCACGAGAUGACUAUGGCGGUGCUAGUGUCUUCCUUCUCCCGCUUCCGGAGGGCUUCAGCUGCUCGGCUGCCUUUUGUCCCUGCCGGGCUGCGUAGGAGCUACAGCCAGGAUGGUUCCGACCCGCAGUUCUUGCACCGCAGCCUCGUCCCCACCAUGCAUUAUCAGAAGAGCUUGCCGCGUUUGCCUAUCCCCAAACUGGAAGACUCGAUUGGAAGAUACCUGAAUGCUCAAAAGCCUCUCUUAGAUGAUGAUCAGUUCAGGAAAACAGAACAACUUGCUGUCAACUUUAAGAAUGGAAUUGGUAGAGAAUUACAUGAACAGUUGGUUGUGCAAGAUAAGCAAAAUAAACAUACUAGUUAUAUUUCAGGUCCCUGGUUUGACAUGUACCUAAAGGCUCGUGAAUCAGUUGUUCUGAAUUACAAUCCAUUUAUGGCUUUCAGCCCUGAUCCCAAAGCUGAAUUUAAUGACCAGCUCAUAAGGGCAACUAACAUGACUGUUUCUGCUUUGCGUUUCUUGAAGACACUCAGGGCUGGCUUUUUGGAGCCUGAAGUUUUUCACCUCAACCCUUCCAGAAGUGAUACUCAAGCUUUCAAAAGAUUUAUUCGGUUUGUGCCUUCCUCUCUUUCCUGGUUUGGUGCCUACAUGGUCAAUGCCUACCCUCUAGACAUGUCACAGUACUUCAGGCUUUUCAAUUCGACACGAUUGCCUAAGCGCAACAGGGAUGAACUUUUUACAGAUGAAAAGGAAAGGCACUUAUUAGUGCUUAGAAAUGGAAACUUUUACACAUUUGAUGUGAUUGAUAAAGAUGGGAAUAUAGUGGAGCCUUUGGAAAUUCAAGCACACCUAAAAUACAUCCUUUCUGACAUCAGCUCAGUUCCCACAUUCCCUCUUGCUUGUCUGACAACUGAAAACCGAGAUACAUGGGCAUCACUAAGGCAAGAGCUGCUUGAUAAUGGCAAUGAGCAAGCCUUAAGGAAAGUGGAUUCAGCAAUAUUCUGCUUGUGCUUUGAUGAUUCUCCAAUUGAAGACCUCAUCCAAUUGUCCCAUACCAUGCUUCAUGGGAAUGGCAUCAACAGAUGGUAUGACAAGUCAUUUAAUCUUAUUUUAACCAAAGAUGGCACUGCAGCAGUUCAUUUUGAGCAUUCGUGGGGAGACGGAGUAGCCAUGCUGAGAUUCCAAAAUGAAGUCUUUAAAGACACCACCCAGUUGCCUGCUGUCACACCCAAGUCACAGCCUGCUGCAGUUGAUUCUUCCAUGGCUGUUCAAAAACUGACAUUUAAACUGAAUGAUACUUUAAAAGAAGGAAUUAGCAAAGCUAAACAAACCUUUGAUGCUACUGUGAAAACACUGACACUGGAAAUGCUUCAAUUCAAGAGAGGGGGUAAGGAGUUCUUAAAGAAGCAGAAUUUGAGUCCUGAUGCCAUAGUUCAGCUGGCAUUCCAGAUGGCAUUUCUGCAGCAGUAUGGCCAGACUGUGGCUACCUAUGAGUCUUGCAGCACAGCAGCAUUCAGACAUGGCCGUACUGAAACCAUCCGGCCUGCUUCAGUUUACACAAAGGCAUGUUCAGAGGCUUUUGUCAAGGAGCCAUUCAAGCACAGUGCAGCAGAACUACGACAAAUGAUUGCAGAGUGCUCUAAGUAUCACAGCCAGCUCACCAAAGACGCCGCUAUGGGUAAGGGAUUUGAUCGACAUCUGUUUGGCUUGCGGCAUUUGGCAGAAUCCAUUGGAAUUCCCUUGCCAGAGUUUUACCAAGACCAUGCUUAUGCACAGAUUAAUCAUAACAUUCUCUCCACCAGCACUUUGAGCAGCCCAGCUGUGACCAUAGGUGGGUUUGCACCAGUUGUGCCUGAUGGUUUUGGGGUAGGGUAUGGAGUACGUGAUGACUGGAUUGGAUGCAAUGUUUCUACCUAUCCAGCUAGGAAUGUGCAUGAAUUUCUUCAGUGCGUGCACAAGUCACUGGAUGAUAUUUUUAAUGUUUUGGAAGGUAAAUAAGGGUUGGUCUGUUUGAAGAAGCAGAACCCCAGGACUAUUGUCAACUGAUAGAAUGCUUUUAGGAUUCUGACUGCAGUUUCAGCAGCCCACCUACUGCCUUGUAGUUCUUUUGAAAAAAUGCUAGCUACUUAGAGGAGAAAAAAAUCAUGAAUUUAGUAUUGUACAUACUUUUGAUUGUAAAAUAAUGUUGCCUUUAUACUGUGAUUUCAGAUCCUGUGCUGCACUGCUCUCAGUAUAGUGGGUCCAGCUCCAUAAAUUAUUAGUUACAUAUUGAGAAACAUACUCUGUUGUUCAGCUGUCAAAUUCAGUAGAGAACCGUAUUAUUGCACAAAAAAACCUGAACAAUACUGUUUUCCUAAUUGGUAUCUCUACUUAUUAACUAUGGCAUACAAAGAAAGUUGUCAGACUUAGUCCUGUUUCAUGUCAGCUCUCUUCUCUCUCCCCCUACUCCCCCGCUGUAUUCCAUUUAACCACUUCUAGUACCUUUGUAGCAUCUACAAACAGGUGGAAUAAUGUUUGUUUUGAAAGCACUGUUUCCAGCUACUACACUUUGAUUACAUAGCUGAUGUGUGCUAAGAAGCACCUGGUAAAUUUUUGUUAUAGGUUAGUCUAGAAGCUGCUGACUUUAGCCCAUACUGAAGACAGUUCUUUAAUAUCCAGCAUAAAUAUACUGCAGAAAUAAAUCCAUCUCCAUACAGAACCUGUACUGAACUCUUACUUUGAAUCUAAUAACAAAAUAUUUUUAUUAACAAUGAAAUAGCUAACAUUUAUUGAAAGCUCAGUUAUUAAGACUAGCAGCUUGGGAAGGACACAAGUACUAAAAUAUCUAGAUUAAAAGCAUCAGUUCAAAUAUAUAACCUUUACCAGAAUGAAAUGCUUGUACUUAAAACUGCCUUAUUUUUCUUGUUUUGUUAAGUGGAAUAGCAGUCUAAAUGUGCCUUUGUUGGAAACCCCUUGGGUUCCGUUCAACAGAAACUGAAGUGUGAACAAUCUGCAACUUUGCUUUACAUAUUCACUAAUCAUGGAAUUGACUGUAAUAAACAACAGCUUCUAAAACA